Molecule: messenger RNA, 612 nt
Organism: Auanema sp. JU1783
Lineage: Eukaryota; Metazoa; Nematoda; Chromadorea; Rhabditida; Rhabditidae
Source: the annotation of a GenBank genome assembly
AUGAUCGUCGAUCGUAAUCAGCUGUUAGCUCGCCUUAUCGUGACCCUCUGGGCACUUUGCCAGUUGACCGAAGCCGUAGUUCAAUGUCCAGCGAACAGUUUCGGACACAGACUAGAAUGUGCUUUUGAAUGUUGCCAAUCAUUUGAAGGGGAUGACCAGGGGCACUACUGUUGCGGACACGAGGAGAAGAACUUGCAAGAGCGAGGAGCUGAAAGAAGAUCAGAACGCUUUGUAGCCUAUGGAAACACAUUCCAAGUUGACUAUACGUUACUGGUCAUCGGAUUGAUUGUUUCCAUCAUUUUGUCAAUUCUUUGUUCAUUCUUCUGCUGCUUGUUAUGUAACGGCUGCUGGCUUCACAGAAGAAGAAAUCCUCAGAUGUAUGAGAGCGUGAACGAGCGAGGAUGGUAUCCAAUCUGCUGUGGAUUCGGAAUUCCACUUGGGACGGUAGUCUUCUCCACUCAUCCUCCACAUUAUCGGGAAGACAGUGAGAUGUAUCAUGGAUCAUCCACUUCCAGUUUACCCUCUUCGAAGCAAAGAGUUCGAUUCAAUCCAGAUGGCACUCCACGAGGUGUAUUGAAGAAUGGUCAUGAUGCGCCUCAAUACAGAGAUUAA